AUUUCUCUAAAACAUGUGUUGUGAACAUAUGAAAGGGCUGUGUUAUAUCACUUAAAUAAUUUUCUUUUAGAGUUUCAAUAUUAGUUUAGCCAUCAUGGGCAUCUUUUUGUAAAAUCUUUUUUAAUCCGGUCAGCUGCAUAACUUGGAAACCGAUCCGUGCUGGCGAAAUGGAGGGAGAAUGGAAAAACAACGAUGGUCACAAGAAAUAGUUUUACAAAGCCUUUCAUGUUUGACCACAUCAAGUUUUUUGAUACCGGAUCUUGCGUUUGUCAAUGAAUGUAUGCAGUUUGUCGGAACGAAAUGCCAAGAAAACUCACACUGAAGGAAAUGUACAGUCUAAAAGACCUAGGCCAAUCUGAGGAGGACAUGCGGGAGCUACACAGGACUUUGAGUGAGCUAGCGUUGACUGAACGGUAUCAACGAGCUCUUCAAGCUGCAGCAGGAAGAGGAGCUCGACGUAAAGACAAUGCUAACCCAAAAGGAAAAAGGAAACUAGAAACACGCCUGGACGCAGUAGACAUUGCUGCCGAUUUUGAUUCUGAAUUAGGCCGAUCGACAAGCCCCGACAGGAACCAGCUUCUCUGCUCAGGGGAUACGGAUAGAAUUGACAGGAGCAGACCAAAACAGUUAAGGUUUGCCGAUGUGGUUGACGUUGUCUAUUACUGUGAGUUCAACAACAACGCGACAGUGAGGAGGUGUCGUGAACCUCUGGCGGACGAGAACGACCAGCAGGCCAGAUCGUACCGAAAGAGGUUCAUCACUUCGCCUGACAAGGAUUUUCUGCUGCUCUGUCAGAGCCUGUCACCGCCGCACUUGCGCGGUAUAUACAGUUACGGGCUGCUGAACCGAGACCAGGAACUGACCAGGGUGGAGAGAGACCUCGUGAAAAAGAAACGCAGGCCGCUGUACGACCUGUUCCGGAAGUAGGAUGGCCGCCGGAUGCCCGGAUUUGAAAAAAACCUGCCUCUCUUUCCUACUUUUUAAACUUCUGAAAUAGAAACAAAUUACUUUUGCCAAUGUUUA
Molecule: messenger RNA, 1023 nt
Organism: Cimex lectularius (bed bug)
Lineage: Eukaryota; Metazoa; Arthropoda; Insecta; Hemiptera; Cimicidae
Exons: 7
Coding region: 277-927 (216 amino acids)
Source: RefSeq, a predicted model, not a curated record